Messenger RNA from Megalobrama amblycephala (Wuchang bream), 2985 nucleotides. It is a transcript of the gene casp8l1, whose product is annotated as caspase 8, apoptosis-related cysteine peptidase, like 1. Gene Ontology annotation, cellular component: cytoplasm. The transcript is spliced from 5 exons. The coding region runs from base 735 to 1799 and encodes 354 amino acids. Gene Ontology annotation, molecular function: death effector domain binding. The record is from RefSeq and is a predicted model, not a curated record. Gene Ontology annotation, biological process: proteolysis; apoptotic process. Lineage: Eukaryota; Metazoa; Chordata; Actinopteri; Cypriniformes; Xenocyprididae.
UAAUAAUGCAUUAUUAAUUUGUUCCUAUGUAGUUAUUCAUUAAUGAAGGAUCAGUAUUCUCUUCAGGUUUAUAGCUACAUCUAUGGUGAUAAACUGUAAGCUUAAUAGAAAGUAAGAAUAGAAAGUAUUUUCCAGACAAUAUUGCUAGCAUUUUUUUUACUGUAACAUUUAGUUAAGAAAGGGGUCCCUCGCAAAGGGAACAUCAUAUUUAGGCGUCCGUGGCAUCAAAAGGUUUAAAAACCUUUGCCCUAGAGUUCGCUGUCAUGUUAUUAUUUAUGACGGCCAUUUAAUUUUCUCUCGAGGGCGGAGAUUCCCGGGCUCUGCUGUCUGCGCGCUCUCUCUUUCAUUUCUCUGCUCUCUGCAGUCCACUCGGUUAAUCCGUGCACUGCACACCUGUGCCCACAGACUAUUAGCCCAUCAAAAUAUUCUCCUUCUAGACUGAUCUGCACUGUUUAUUCAGGCAAUUUAGCUCUUUUCUCGAGUUGAUGGAGGUGAGUGCUUAGUGUUUAUGUGAGUGCAUGUUCAUGUUUAUGUACAUUUCAAAAGCCCGCGAAGAGAAAGUAACUUCCUGCUUUUAAAAGUCUGUUCGCGGGCUUUUGAAAAGCAGUGCUUUUCUUUGUACUCUACCACACAGAACUGACGCAUGCACCAACACUUGAUUUUUUUACGUUCUAAAUUUGUUGCAUAUUUUGGUUUUUAAACCCGUGUAUUAUAUAAUUGUUGUUGUUGUGUGGAUGUACAAACAUACGAUUCUGUCUCAUUACAGUCCUUUUAAUUACUCUCAGAUGGAUGAAACUGGAAUUUUCAGCAACUAUAAAAAAACAAGUCAGGCUUCCAAGAAUGGGCAAGAGAAGGGCAAAGCAUCAGAAUUAAAGAAAAAGAAAGCUGUUAGGAGGAAUUCACAAGGAGCCAAAGAAAACAACAAGUGUGUUCAAAAGACUUUACCUAAUUUACCUAAAAGAAAGCGGGAGCCCCUUCAAUCCACCAGCAAUAUUCCUGACCAUUACCCUAAAAAGAAGCAUGCAGUGACAAAACAGGAGGAAUUUUAUUCCAUGUCACAUAGACCUCUUGGGUAUUGUUUGAUCAUCAACAACUAUAACUUUGGGAACACGUCACUUGGAAACCGAAAAGGGACAGAGAAAGAUAAAGAUGAUCUCACCAGAGUGUUUGAGAACAUGUUCUUCAAAGUUGAGGUGCGGGAUGAUUUGCAAGCAAAGGAUAUUCGAAAUGUGAUAAAGGAGUUUGCAGAGAGGGAUCACUCUCAAAUGGAUGCUUUUGUCUGCUGCGUCCUCUCCCAUGGAGAGAAAGGGUCUGUUCUGGGAAUAGAUGGAGACCAAGUUCCGAUCUGUGAACUCACACAGCCUUUUGCUGAAUGUCACACACUAGCAUGCAAGCCCAAGCUUUUCUUCAUUCAGGCCUGUCAGGGUAAUAAGGCCCAGCAAGGUUUGUGGAUGACUGAUGGACAUGAGAGCACCACAGAAGAAGGAACAUUUGAGGAGGAUUCUCAGGAUACUGCAGCAUUCCAGAGUAUCCCUAAAAGUGCUGAUUUCCUCAUUGGAAUAGCAUCAGUGGAGCACUGCAAAUCUUACCGCCAUGUAAAAAAUGGAUCUGUCUUUAUCCAGGAGCUCUGCAAGCAGCUGGAAGAUGGCUGUCCAAGGAAUAAGGACAUAAACUCUAUUUUGACAAAGGUGAAUAGAGCAGUGAGCUCCCAAACUUUUCAGCGUUUCAAGCAGAUGCCUGAGGUUCGCUACACUUUAACCAAAACACUGGUCCUUCCCAUGAUGAAGCAAGUCUCCUGAUUGGCUGCAGCAUGACAAUCUGGCAUCUAUUCUAAAAGACAUGGUCAGACUCAAAGCACAAAGAUGAGCGGUUUGUACUUUGUUACUUCUGCAUUUAUGUCAACAUUUAUGUAGUGCUGUAGUGCAUGACACUGACAACACCAAGGUCAUAGGUUUGAUUCUCAGGGAAUUUAUUAAUUGAUAUCUAUCUAUCUAUCUAUCUAUCUAUCUAUCUUGUGGGAAAAAAGUGCCUUUUGUAAUACAGGGUUUCAUCUGUUUUUCAUUUUUCAUAUAUAUUACCUGAAUGUUGCCCUCGAGAAUCAAUUAUAAGUGCGUUGAGCUGGACAAUGUAUUUUAAUUCUUAAGGAUUGUGUUUUUGCACUGUUUUUUUAUUCAUUUAUUCAUUUUAUAUCAGAUAAAUUUUAUAGUGCUGUUUGAUCUGAUGGGUUAAAAAAAGAAGCACUUCAGGUCCUUAUUAUGUUGUUUUCCUGGAAGACGAGUAAUAAUGGUUUGAUGUUAUGACCAUUAGUUAAUGAUUGACCUCAUUUAUGAUAGCACUGCUUCAUUUUAAUAACUAGCUGACAAUCAUCAGAGGCAUAGGACGGCUCUGAGAUGAGGUUAAAUUAAUUGGAGAGAUAAGUAAAGUAAGAUAAAAUUAUUUUUGUAAAUGUAUUUUUGAUGAGCAUUAAUUACUAAGCCAAAGGAAUGAGUGUCGUGAAUAGUGUGAAUUAGGAGCAUUCGGUUAAACGUAUUAUACUUUAAAACAAUUACUUCAAGAAAGACAUGACAAAUGCUUUCUUUCCAAAAUAAUUUUUUGCUGACAUAUUUUAUCACUUAAUGUGAUUGAAUACUCUAGUCUAGUCUAAUAUAGCCAAUUAUUAGCACUGGACCCAAACUGUAGUUUGUAGCAAUUACAGUGUAUUUAUAAUUACCAUGUCAAUUCUGGAAACGUGCUUUGUGAAGCCUACAUUUGACAAACUGUUUCUUUUGGUCCUAUCCCAUGGCAUGUUUAUGUGUUGUAUUUUAAUUGGAUAAUGUCAAGUAUAUUUCAUUGUACAUGAAGUAAUGCACCUGGUUUUUGUAUUGAAACAAUUUUUAUGACUUUUACAUGCAAAAAAAAAAAAAAAAGUCUUUGUUACGGUUUGUGUAAUAUGAACUCAUAUGCAAAAGUGCUGUACAAUAAACACCAGUUUGCCUUUAACUCAAA